GCGCAAGUGACAGAGGCGGGGCGCGUUUCGCUCUCAGUUAAUGGAGAACGGGCGGAGGGAAGAGUGAGUGUGUUAUUAUGUCCCGAUACAACCGGUGCGGUGGAGAAACCAAGGUCUAUGUAGGUAACUUGGGAACAGGUGCCGGUAAAGGGGAACUAGAGCGUGCAUUCAGCUACUACGGACCACUGAGGACAGUCUGGAUAGCACGGAAUCCCCCUGGUUUUGCUUUUGUGGAGUUUGAGGAGCCUCGAGAUGCUGAAGAUGCUGUUCGUGGUUUGGAUGGCAAGGUAAUUUGCGGCUCACGUGUUCGAGUGGAAUUAUCAACAGGAAUGCCACGCCGCUCACGCUUUGAGCGGCCACCAGCACGCCGACCUUUUGACCCAAAUGAUCGGUGCUAUGAAUGUGGAGAAAAGGGUCAUUAUGCUUACGAUUGUCAUCGCUAUAGCCGACGCAGGAGGAGCAGGUCUAGGACUAGAUCACGUUCACGCUCACGGGGAAGAAGGUAUACCCGUUCACACAGCCGUAGCCGUGGCAGAAGGUCCAGGUCUUUUUCUCCUCGGAGGUCCAGGUCUUUCUCUCCAAGAAGGUCUCGGUCAUUCUCUCCUAAAAGGUCCAGGUCUAGAUCGAGGUCACGGUCCAGGUCCAGGUCUCUAUCGAGGCAGAGAAGCAGGUCUCUAUCUCCGUUAAGAAGAUCCAAGUCUGGAUCAUUGGUUCGAAGUCGCUCGAAGUCUAGAUCACUUUCACCAAAGCGAAGUCGUACACCAUCUGAAAACUCUCGUAGAAGUGCAAGUCCUGACCGAAAUGACUAAGUUGCAAAGCAGAACUUUAGAACGAAUGUUUUUUGUUUACAUUCUUUGAAGUUGUAUGGGAAUCUUGAUUCUUUGUGGGAUUUUGAUUUGAUUUUAAAUGUAAGGGCUUGUUUCUAAAUUAAUUUUUCAUGCUUGCUUUUCCCCCUUUGUGGAAAACAUUUGGCGCGGGUAGGCCUGAUUUUUUUUUUUAAAAGAGUACACAUCUUAGAGUAGAUACUAAAUCUAGUAACCUGCAUUUAUUUUCCUGCAUAACGGUGUUGUAUUCUUUUGUUCUAAUAUCAGAUUCCUCUCAGACCUGUUGAAGUGUAUUACAUUUUUGUAUCUGGAAAUAGAAAUAAAUAAAUUGUCCUGAGAA
Molecule: messenger RNA, 1164 nt
Organism: Rhincodon typus (whale shark)
Lineage: Eukaryota; Metazoa; Chordata; Chondrichthyes; Orectolobiformes; Rhincodontidae
Product: serine/arginine-rich splicing factor 7-like
Exons: 9
Coding region: 78-809 (243 amino acids)
Biological process (GO): mRNA splicing, via spliceosome
Cellular component (GO): nuclear speck
Molecular function (GO): zinc ion binding; RNA binding
Source: RefSeq, a predicted model, not a curated record